GAUUCACGUGUCCAGUUGUACGCUAGAGAAAUGAAAAAAAAUUAUGUUACGAUGCUGGCUCUCUUGAUGUGGUACUUUAUGAAGUCAACACAUGUAUCAGGAGUGAAAAAUAUUACACACGGUGUAUCGAGGCAUAUACGAUCUAUCGGAUUUCCCGAGGGUAGCGCUUCAGGGAUAUUCUUCGCUCUGGGAAUUCCCAUAGAUAUUCCAGACAAAUCUAUAGCGGUGUCGUUUUAUUUCGAAGCGAAUUACGGAUUGCCAUACAAAUGGAAUUCGAGUUACUUCUACGAGGGAAGUUACUAUGCAAAACGAAGUCUCAGUCGUCAACUAGUAUACAAGGUGUUCACCAGUAAAAUGGACAGCCUGGGUUAUCCUGGACUUGAUUGCUUGCUGAGAACAAUCUGCGAAGCUGAGAGAUACUCCUUAAAUGAAAACGGAGUGCUCGGCGACAUCCUUCAAAUUAUAUUCACACCCUCUAUGUCAAUGAGCGAAGAUCUUCCAGAUGAGAUUGUGGAAGCCGAACGUGAGCAGCACUGCGAUCAGCGUUACAAAAAAUGUCCUGUGAAUCUUUUAGAUCUAAUAAGCCAUUAUAUCGAUAAAUAAUAAUUAAAAAAACUUUGCGUAAUUGCAUUGCACCGAGAAUAUCUAAAAAGUUCAAUUCAUACAACCAAAUUGAAAGAAGAUCGUGCGAAAUGUCUGCUGUAAAUUUUAUCAGAGAUGUUGAUAUGUCUUAUAUGUGAUCUGUUGUACUAAAUAAUAUAUAAAACGAUAAAUUAACGAAAUAAAUUGAAUAAAUCAACAACUAACCUGGAACAAAUGAAUAGCAAAAAUCAUAAAAAUUGGGAAUGUUUUAAUUCGUUUUCUUCGCAAUUAGUUUGCGUUGUUUAUGCUUACUCAAUAUUGUUUAUUAUAUACUAUUAUUGUACUGUAUACAUAAUAAAAUUAUAUAUAUACGUAUAUGUAUA
This is a messenger RNA of Temnothorax curvispinosus, 965 nucleotides long. RefSeq lists its product as uncharacterized. The record is from RefSeq and is a predicted model, not a curated record. The transcript is spliced from 5 exons. NCBI's taxonomy places the organism in Eukaryota, Metazoa, Arthropoda, Insecta, Hymenoptera, Formicidae. The coding region runs from base 31 to 603 and encodes 190 amino acids.